AUGAGGCGGAAGGAGAAGCGGCUCCUGCAGGCUGUGGCGCUGGUGCUGGCGGCCCUGGUCCUCCUGCCCAACGUGGGGCUCUGGGCGCUGUACCGCGAGCGGCAGCCCGACGGCACCCCCGGGGGAUCGGGGGCGGCGGUGGCCCCGGCGGCAGGACAGGGCUCACACAGUCGGCAAAAGAAGACAUUUUUCGUAGGAGAUGGGCAGAAGCUGAAGGACUGGCACGACAAGGAGGCCAUCUGGAAGGACGCCCAGCGCGUAGGAAAUGGAGAACAAGGGAGACCUUACCCCAUGACCGACGCUGAGAGAGUGGAUCAGGCCUACCGAGAAAAUGGAUUUAACAUCUACGUCAGUGAUAAAAUCUCCCUGAACCGUUCUCUCCCUGACAUCCGGCACCCAAACUGCAACAGCAAACGCUACCUGGAGACGCUCCCCAACACAAGCAUCAUCAUCCCCUUUCACAACGAGGGCUGGUCCUCCCUCCUGCGCACCGUCCACAGCGUGCUGAACCGCUCGCCCCCGGAGCUGGUCGCCGAGAUCGUGCUGGUCGACGACUUCAGUGAUCGAGAGCACCUGAAGAAGCCACUUGAAGACUACAUGGCUCUUUUCCCCAGUGUGAGGAUUCUCCGAACCAAGAAACGGGAGGGGCUCAUCAGGACCCGGAUGCUGGGGGCCUCCGUGGCAACUGGGGACGUCAUCACAUUCUUGGAUUCACACUGUGAAGCCAAUGUCAACUGGCUUCCCCCUUUGCUUGACCGAAUCGCUCGGAACCGCAAGACCAUCGUGUGCCCCAUGAUCGACGUGAUUGACCAUGAUGACUUUCGGUACGAGACACAAGCAGGGGAUGCCAUGCGGGGCGCCUUUGACUGGGAGAUGUACUACAAGCGGAUCCCGAUCCCUCCAGAACUGCAGAAAGCUGACCCUAGUGACCCAUUUGAGUCUCCCGUGAUGGCCGGUGGACUGUUCGCCGUGGAUCGGAAGUGGUUCUGGGAGCUGGGCGGGUACGACCCAGGCUUGGAGAUCUGGGGAGGGGAGCAGUAUGAAAUCUCGUUCAAGGUGUGGAUGUGUGGGGGCCGCAUGGAGGACAUCCCCUGCUCCAGGGUGGGCCACAUCUACAGGAAGUACGUGCCCUACAAGGUCCCCGCUGGAGUCAGCCUGGCCCGGAACCUCAAGCGAGUGGCGGAAGUGUGGAUGGACGAGUAUGCUGAGUACAUUUACCAGCGCCGGCCCGAGUACCGCCACCUCUCCGCUGGGGACGUAGCCGCCCAGAAAAGGCUCCGCAGCUCCCUCAAUUGCAAGAGUUUCAAGUGGUUUAUGACCAAGAUCGCCUGGGACCUACCCAAGUUCUACCCACCCGUGGAACCUCCAGCCGCAGCUUGGGGGGAGAUCCGCAAUGUGGGCACGGGACUGUGUGCAGACACGAAGCACGGGGCUCUGGGCUCCCCGCUGAGGCUGGAGAGCUGCGUCCGGGGCCGCGGGGAGGCUGCCUGGAACAACGUGCAGGUGUUCACCUUCACCUGGAGGGAGGACAUCCGGCCUGGAGACCCCCAGCACACCAAGAAGUUCUGCUUUGACGCCGUCUCCCACACCAGCCCGGUCACGCUCUACGACUGUCACAGCAUGAAGGGCAACCAGCUGUGGAAAUACCGCAAAGACAAGACCCUGUACCACCCCGUCAGUGGCAGCUGCGUGGACUGCAGUGAAAGUGACCACAGGAUCUUCAUGAACGCCUGCAACCCCUCCUCUCUCACCCAGCAGUGGCUGUUUGAACACACCAACUCAACAGUCUUGGAAAAAUUCAAUAGAAACUGAGCCUCAUGUCCCCUUGGUAGGCCCAGCGGGUCCCGUCCGGCACUCACUGCUGCCUUCCUCUCCCGAGGCGGGCAAGGCCUGUGUGGGCAGCUUGUGUAAAAGGCGCCAGCCACGCGGUUCGGGGUGAGCUGGAGCAAGGGGUCUGCCUGGUCCUCGAGCCCCUGAGUUGUGGGGACGGUGUGGAGAGCAGACCCCACAAGAGGCCCUGCAGAGAGCAGAGCCUGCUGUAGUCCUGCUGGCAGCCUUUUCAACUUUGUCACCAGGUCCCCUGGAGCAUCAUUUGGGAGAAUAAUAGCAGGGUAGCUCUAGGCCACCCAAAAGUGAGUCCUGCAAGGUUGCCCAGCCAUCAGGUCAUUCUCCCAUGUGACGGUGCUUUAGAAAGAAAGGCAAAAUUUGCCUGUUUGGGGCAGCUUUUAGCACCAACGCCGCCAUCUACAGCAGAAGGGAAAGAAGUCCCCCCGGGCCUUUAGUUUCUGCUGUCUUGGGGGUGACCGCAGCUACUGCCCAGCUUCUGUUUUCAGUCACUGCCCCAGAUGAUUGAGUCAAAGGCCAUACCCGGGGUCCUCAGAGUGUUCGGUACUGAAUGCUGCCAGCUGCCAGGUCAGAGAGGAACCCCUCUGACAUUCCUUUGCAGCCGUGGGCAUCCAGGAUAGCUCUCCCUGCUCUCUGGGUAUUUGAAAUGCCCGUUUUAGUGCUCUCCAGACACAAGGACAGCCCAGCCACCAGCUUUUCAGGGCUGUGUUGCAGAUGGCCUUGAGCCCAUGGAAAAGGCCAAGUAGAAGACCUCCAAACUAGAAAUGCCGGCUCAACUUCCCUCGUCCCUGCUUCCAUUUCCCUCUCUCGCUCCCAAGCAAUUACCUGCCUCGCGAGAAGAAGAGAGGGGCCACGAGGUGCUCACCCCACAGCGUCUGGAGGCCUCCAGGAUCAACUGUGGGCAAGAUGCCUAGCCUCUGACCUCAUCGUGGUUCUAGUUCUCACCCAGAACUCCAGAAUUCUUGAAGGACUCUGUAAUUCAUCGUAAACUAGAAUGCGACAUAGGAUUCUGGUAUUCCAGCAUCUGACAUGGAUUUCUAGAAUGCUGUGAUUAAAGCAGCCAGCCAGGUAUGGUACAACCAAGGCAGCCCCUCCCCACCCCGCCCAGCCUAGAGACAAUCCACGAAAUCCAAAGUUGGUGGUGUGUCGGGGGUGCGGGGAGCAGGGAGCCCUGUGUCCAUCAGCUCAUACCAGAGGCUUUGGUACCAUGUGGUCCUCAGCAAAGACCUGAAGCCAGGGAACCUUCCACCAUCAUCACAGCUGCAGUCUCAUUUGCAAUAGAGAAAAGAACCUGAUGUGCCAUGGCCAGACCUACACCCAGCUUCAUGCCAGCCCUUGGUGUUUACCUUCUGCUUUGUUAAUUACCCGUCAGGCUCCCAGAGGGCUUCCAGACUAACAGGAAGCAUUUCUGUAACCAACCCGCCACCCACUGAUUCAGAAAUGGAAAUCACAUUCCACAACCUAUGGCUUCCACCAGCUAGCCGAGGAAAUACUUGAACUCAGCAUUCCAAUUAAAGUUGGGUCUCUUGAUUGUGUCAUUUACCAAUUAAAUAACUGAGAC
Molecule: messenger RNA, 3406 nt
Organism: Propithecus coquereli (Coquerel's sifaka)
Lineage: Eukaryota; Metazoa; Chordata; Mammalia; Primates; Indriidae
Gene: GALNT10
Product: polypeptide N-acetylgalactosaminyltransferase 10
Exons: 12
Coding region: 1-1812 (603 amino acids)
Cellular component (GO): Golgi apparatus
Source: RefSeq, a predicted model, not a curated record